AGCACAGCUGUUGAGCUGCGGAAGCGAAAAAAACAAACGAGAAGGUAAUGCGAGUGAAAGUUAGCAACCCUGUCAGGCAGCUAGCAUGAUAACGUGUAGUAUUUCGACGUACUGAGGUAGACAUUUCUUUUUAUCGCCAUGGCGGACACAUUGUGGAAAGCGGGACGACGCGGCACUACGUGGGUCUUCGUUGCGUUGGUCGCGGCGUCAUGUCUUGAGCCGAGCCGAGGCUUUGGCCAAAGCCAAGACAGUGAAUUCACCUUCCUCUUACCAGCCGGAAGAAAAGAAUGUUUCUUCCAGACGACUGCGAAGAACGGGACCAUGGAGGUGGAAUAUCAGGUGAUAGCAGGUGCAGGUAUGGACGUGGACUUCACAGUCUUCUCUCCAGAAGGGUUCCAGGUCGUCUGGGAAUUCAGGCGCUCGGACGGAGUUCACAUGGUGGAGCCUACAGAAGAAGGAGACUACGAGAUCUGUUUUGAUAACACCUUCAGCCACUUCUCUGAGAAAAUGGUCUUCUUUGAGAUCAUCAUAGAGGGACAGCCAGGCGAUGUCAACGGAGACGACGAGUGGGCGGGACUUGGGGAACCCGAGAGUCUGCUGGAGUAUAAGCUGGAAGACAUCAGGGAGUCGAUGGACUCUGUGCAUCGCAGGCUGGAGAAGAGUCGCCACAUGCAGACGGCCCUGAGGGCGUGGGAGGCCCGCGACCGGAACCUGCUGGAGGACAACCUCUGGAGGGUCUCCUUCUGGUCCUGUACCAGCCUGGUGGUCAUGAUGGGGGUAGCGCUCACUCAGGUCUACACCGUCCGCAGACUGUUCGACGACAAGAGGCGGGUCUGCACGUAGAGACACGCCCACCGGGCCAACUCGCAGCCAAUCAGGGGGGAGCAAGGGUUACGAGGAGAAAAGGGGGACAGUGACUCAGUUGAGGUUAGAGGAAGUAGCGUGAAAGACACCCUAUUACUUUUUCAGGGCACUAUUUCAGCCCUCGUGGGCCUGUUGGCUCUGGUCAAAUGUAGUACUCGGUGAAGGGAGCAGAGCUCCAUUUGGGAGGCACUUUUACCAUCUCCGCUCCCUCCUAGUGCCUUUCACUACCUGGACAGCGUUUGUUGGCCACAAUACCAAGAAGAGAAAAGUUUACGUAAUAUGAGGUUCUUCCUAAAUUUGCCAGUGAAUAAUGUUUGUUUUAUCCCGUUUUCUGCUUUUCCACUGCUAAAAUGUUUUGAACAUGAUUGGCGGUACAUCUGUAGGUGUUUAGGACUUCUUUUCGGGGCUAACCGAAGUAUAGCUUUGAUGAUUUUGUCGUGUUGAAACAGUUUUUGCUGUUUUAUUUUAACCAACCGUUCAGGUCAACGAAUGGACAAUACCUCUCCCUAGAUUUUAGUUUUUGAGAAACCCUUUUCAGAUUUCCCUGCUAUUUCCGCCCCCUGAUAUUAGCCUGAAAUGAAGAAAAGUAUGUGAACCCACACACACUUAGAAGUAUAAAUGGGGUGGGCACUUUCAGGUGGAGAGAUUCUGCACUGCCACGGCAGAACCUACCGCUCUGCUUUUUACUCUGUCGUCAUUGGUCCAUGCCUUUGGGAUCUGCUGUGGGUAGCCAAUCAACAUUUAGUGUGUUUUCAUUUUGCUGUUGUUACUGAGCCAAUAGGAUUCUAUGCUGGUAUCUGAAAAUGUGGGUGUCUUUUGAGGUUUGUUUUCCUGACGUUAUCAUGCCUGUGUGGUAGCGUGUUUGUUGCCGCGCCGGCAGUAUUGGUACCGGAGAUGGAAACGUUUACAGUGAACAUACUCUCAUGUACUCCUAAUAUCCAGUUCUCCACCCUUGGUCAGGUUGUGAAUACUAGUCGCACCCGUUCCUAUCCCACCAGCCGGGAGUUCCCUCCACGGUCACAUGUUGCUGAGUGUGGCGGUGCCUUCCAUGGAAUGGCCACGGCACUAACAAACUCGUGACUUGCAUGAUGCAAUUCGUGGUCCACGUUCAGCCAGUGAAACGAGCGUGAAAUCCAAAUGUACAAAUCUCUUCUAUCAAGGGAGCGCGUAGGAACGCCGGUGACAAUUCAACUGAGGUGUUUUGUACGUGUCGAGUCUCCGACAUCGGGGAAACAACACACUGUCCAUUCCUGCAGUGCCUUGUGGGAGGCCGCCUCGCCGCAGUCUCAUACCGUCAAUGGUUUCCCUUACGUCUGCAGCUGGGACGCGUGUAGGUCGCGGAGGCAGUGGCGGGAGGAAGGUGGAGGUUUUGUUCUGUAUCUGGCCCCUUCAGGGGUUCACUCUGUGGGGUGGGGAGUUAGAGGGCCGACCAGGCCUCCCCCCGAUCACUCUUUUUAGGGGUGGGAUUAUUAUUAUUAUUAUUUUCACAAUAAAAGACUUGAUUUGA
Molecule: messenger RNA, 2371 nt
Organism: Esox lucius (northern pike)
Lineage: Eukaryota; Metazoa; Chordata; Actinopteri; Esociformes; Esocidae
Gene: tmed1b
Product: transmembrane p24 trafficking protein 1b
Exons: 6
Coding region: 139-843 (234 amino acids)
Biological process (GO): Golgi organization; endoplasmic reticulum to Golgi vesicle-mediated transport; intracellular protein transport
Cellular component (GO): endoplasmic reticulum; COPII-coated ER to Golgi transport vesicle; endoplasmic reticulum-Golgi intermediate compartment
Source: RefSeq, a predicted model, not a curated record